AGGUUUUACAGGUCUCGAGUUCUGUUGCCGCCGAAACAUAUUGUCAUCGUCACCGGAGCUUUUCAUCAAAAUCUAUCUGACAACCGCUGCAACAAAACUCAUAUUUCUUAGUCUCUUAAAAGUAUGAGGGUUAAGGUUAUGUCUCGUUCUGCAGAUGAAUUCACACGCGAGCGGAGUAAUGAUCUUCAGAGGGUUUCUCGAAACUAUGACCCAAAUCUUCGUACUCAAGAAAAGGCUGUGGAGUAUGUUAGAGCCCUUAAUGCCUCUAAAUUAGAUAAGGUAUUUGCAAGACCAUUUAUUGGAGCCAUGGAUGGGCAUAUAGACGCCAUAUCGUGUAUGGCGAAAAACCCUAGUCACUUGAAAGGUUUAUUUUCUGGUUCUAUGGAUGGAGAUAUUCGUCUAUGGGAUAUUGCUUCAAGAAAAACAGUAUGUCAAUAUCCUGGUCACCAAGGUGCUGUACGUGGUUUGACAGUAUCUACAGAUGGACGCAUACUUGUGUCAUGUGGAAGUGAUUGCACUGUUAGACUAUGGAGGGUUCCUCUUGCAAGUGGAAUCGAGUCAAAUAACUCAUCUGAUAGCUCAGAUAAGUUAUUGGCAUCCUAUGUUUGGAAAAAUGCUUUCUGGGCUGUGGACCAUCAGUGGGAAGGUGACCUUUUUGCCACGGCUGGUGCUCAAGUUGAUAUAUGGGACCACAAUAGGUCGGUGCCAGUUAACAGUUUCGAAUGGGGAAAUGACACGGUAAUUUCUGUUCGUUUUAAUCCUGGUGAGCCAAAUAUCUUGGCGACAUCUGGCAGUGAUCGGAGCAUAACACUUUAUGACCUACGAACUUCAUCGCCAGCAAGAAAACUUAUCAUGCGGACAAAAACAAAUUCCAUAGCUUGGAAUCCAAUGGAGCCCAUGAACUUCACUGCGGCAAAUGAAAAUUGCAACUGUUACAGUUUUGAUGCAAGAAAACUGGAAGAAGCCAAAUGUGUGCACAAAGAUCACGUGUCUGCAGUUUUGGAUAUUGAUUACUCACCAACAGGUCGUGAAUUUGUAACUGGAUCUUAUGAUAGAACAGUAAGGAUUUUUCAAUACAAUGGUGGACAUAGCAGGGAAAUAUAUCACACUAAAAGAAUGCAAAGGGUGUUUUGUGUUAAGUUCAGUUGUGAUGCAAGUUAUGUUAUCUCGGGUAGUGAUGACACCAAUCUUCGACUUUGGAAGGCUAAGGCAUCCGAACAACUUGGUGUUAUUCUACCACGAGAACGCAAGAAGCACGAAUAUAUGGAGGCUGUGAAGAAUCGUUACAAGCACCUUCCUGAGGUCAAACGUAUAUUGAGGCAUAGGCACUUGCCAAAACCAAUAUACAAGGCGGGUUUGCUUAGACGUACUAUGGCUGAUGCGGAGAAGAGGAAGGAAGACAGGAGGAGAGCUCACAGUGCCCCAGGAAGUUUGAUGCCAAGGAAGUCCGUACGUAAAAACAGAAUUAUUCAAGAAAUUGAAUGAAUUUUGUUUUGAGAUGAUGAUGUAUUUUGAAGACAACUUCCUUUUAAAUGGUAAUACAAUCAACGUACUUUUAAAUGUGCCUUGUUAUUCUUUC
This is a messenger RNA of Cynara cardunculus var. scolymus (artichoke), 1579 nucleotides long. Its product is annotated as DDB1- and CUL4-associated factor 13-like. Gene Ontology annotation, cellular component: nucleolus; small-subunit processome. The record is from RefSeq and is a predicted model, not a curated record. The transcript has 17 exons. The coding region runs from base 124 to 1485 and encodes 453 amino acids. Lineage: Eukaryota; Viridiplantae; Streptophyta; Magnoliopsida; Asterales; Asteraceae. Gene Ontology annotation, biological process: maturation of SSU-rRNA from tricistronic rRNA transcript (SSU-rRNA, 5.8S rRNA, LSU-rRNA). Gene Ontology annotation, molecular function: protein binding.